Molecule: messenger RNA, 810 nt
Organism: Penicillium arizonense
Lineage: Eukaryota; Fungi; Ascomycota; Eurotiomycetes; Eurotiales; Aspergillaceae
Product: ankyrin repeat domain-containing protein
Exons: 1
Coding region: 1-810 (269 amino acids)
Molecular function (GO): protein binding
Source: RefSeq, a predicted model, not a curated record
AUGGUUGUUCUGCUACUCCGAUGCAAAGAUCUUGACGUCAACCCCACACGGUACACACCUUUGAUGUUGGCUGCUAUGUACGGACACACCAAAACGAUGGAGCUGCUUCUUAAAGGACCCCGAUUGGUCAACAAGAGAGACCCUAGGACGUGCUGUAGUGCUUUGAUGCUUGCAGCCAUCAAAAACAAGCUAGAUGCCGUGCGAAUGCUUUUAAACCAUCCCGAAAUCGAUCUCAAUCUGCAAGAGUACAGCUCGGGAAAUACUGCUUUGAUACACAGAGCGCAAAGGGGAUACAGUGGUGUUGUGGAGUUGCUUCUUGCUCGCGGUGCAGACAUGGAGGUUCUGCAGUAUAAAACAAAAGGCACUGCUCUAAAUAUAGCCGUUUGCUAUGGUCAGACUUCAAUUGUCCAAACGCUGCCUGAACACGGCGCAGACCAUCGCAGAACAGACUAUCUUGGGGCCGGAAUACUUCAUUGGGCCGCGUCGACUGGUCGGCCUGAUAUUCUUCGAGUCUUGUUGGAGUUUGAUAAGACCCUCGACGUCAAUAUGCAAGAUGCAAACGGCAAGACACCACUCCAUGACACUGCUCGACAAGGCUCAAUUGGUACUGCAACAAUUCUUCUUGAAACCCCAGGGCUCAGGAAGAUACCGGCUACACCUCUAAUGGCGGAAAUGGCCAGCCUAGCCAGACCCGUCAACUUUCAGUUAGUGAAUAUUCCAGUGCCGAAUCGGACAUUGAUGUCGAUGGCGAUGAUCUCACGGGACUUGAUGCCUUGGAAGCGAGGACUAGGAAGCAGCAACGCCAAUUGA